Molecule: messenger RNA, 3106 nt
Organism: Harpegnathos saltator (Jerdon's jumping ant)
Lineage: Eukaryota; Metazoa; Arthropoda; Insecta; Hymenoptera; Formicidae
Gene: Myb
Product: proto-oncogene like protein Myb
Exons: 10
Coding region: 912-3041 (709 amino acids)
Biological process (GO): regulation of DNA-templated transcription
Cellular component (GO): nucleus
Molecular function (GO): RNA polymerase II cis-regulatory region sequence-specific DNA binding; DNA-binding transcription factor activity, RNA polymerase II-specific
Source: RefSeq, a predicted model, not a curated record
UUCCAACCAGUUGGUAGACAACCGUCGUCCGGGGAGCGCAGUCGACGUCGCUCUCCAGGUAGCAAUUCCCCGAGCGCGCGCGUCACGUCGCGUUGUAUCCUCCCGAGCUACUGUGCGACGAUGCUGUAGCGCGCGCGUCGCCCACGUGCUGUUACCUCGGUGACGAAGGACUUGCCUACGUGUAUCCUUCUUUCUCUCUUUCUAAUUCGCGCGAUCGACGCGAGUGCCGGCCGUGUCGUCGCUCCCUCCCACGUGAUACGCGCCUCGAUAAUCGAUAGAUACGGAAGAUAUACCCGCGGCUGUGAUCGCGCUCGUCGGCGGAGGGAAGAGAGGGCCGGGGAGGGAGACAAAGGAAGCGAGGCGGAAGAGGGAGAGAAAGAGUUGCAGGUAGAAGGGGCGGCUUGAGAAGUAGGAGAGAACCACGCGGAUUUCUCGCUCGGUCAACUGCGUGUGUUGCUACUGCUGCUGUUGCGGCUUCGUCGGGAGCACAUUAGAAUGUAACGAGCGCUCGCGAUAGACGAACGUGCGGCGCGACGAGAGAGAGGGAGAGAGAGAGAGAGAGAGAGCAGCGUAAACAUGGUCGUGUAGCAGUGGAUCCAGGUCGGUCUGUCGUCGGCAGGUCACGCACUCGGUGGUAAUUUCGCGUAAACAGCCGCGAGCUACCAGAGCCCGCGUGCGCGCGAGGGAUCGCGCGGUCGCCACGUAGAGAGGAUGGUAGUGUGCUCGAGCAAGUCGACGUAGAAGUGCUCGUCGGUGUGAAAAAAGUUAGAGCACGUGUUAGAGAGAGAGAGAGAGAGAGAGAGAAAGAGGGAGUAUCGAUUCGCGAUCGAGUACUCGCCGGUAUCGGUUUUCCUCCCCCCUUCGUCGCCCUUGCCGCACCGUCGGUCAUCUUCUUGCGGGAAUCGUCGCUUAUGAUGGAUAUCGCACCGAAUGGAUUGCUCAUGCCGGCCAAGACUGGCGAUAUCAUCACUUAUCACUCGUCCUUCUACUCGCCGCCACCCACGGAAGCUUCUCGAUCGGGUUACGAUUCUAGUAGCGGCGGAGAUUCCGACACCGAGUACAACACGCCGAUCUGUCGAAUCAGCCAAGUACAAAGUCAGGCGCAAAAUCAAGCAUCCGCUAACGGAUCGAGCCACAGCCAGGGGAAACAUAUAAACAAAGGAAGAUGGACCAAAGAAGAGGACGCUCUGUUGAAACAACUAGUGAGCAGCGCGGACCAGCAGGGCACUGGGCUGCGGUGGGACGCGAUAGCUGGUCACUUUCCAGACCGCAGCGAUGUGCAGUGCCAACAGAGAUGGGCGAAGGUCGUGAACCCGGAGUUGGUCAAGGGCCCUUGGACGAAGGAGGAGGAUGAAAAAGUGAUCGAGCUAGUGGAGAAGUACGGUCCGAAGAAAUGGACGUUGAUUGCGCGACACCUCAAGGGUCGGAUCGGCAAGCAGUGUCGGGAGCGAUGGCACAAUCAUCUGAACCCGGGAAUCAAGAAAACCGCGUGGACGGAGGUUGAAGAUAGGAUAAUCGUCGAGGCUCACCGCAAAGUCGGCAACCAAUGGGCUAAAAUCGCAAAGUUAUUACCAGGCAGGACCGACAAUGCGAUUAAAAAUCAUUGGAACAGCACGAUGAGGAGGAAGUACGAAGGUGAAGAAGGAAGGAGUCUGAUGAAAGGUAGAGGUAAACGGAAAAGCACGGAAGGCACGGCGAUGGUGACGACCGCGUUAGUCUUGGAGGACGACAGUUGUAGCCAGAGUCGAUUGAAAGUUGCUUCGACCAGCGGCAACUCCACGAUGACGACAGGCGGUGCCUCGCAGACUAUCGGUAUGUGUCAACUGGAUUGGACUUGGGAGCAACAACAGAACUCGGGGUACGAGCUCCACGUGAACAGACGCACGCACGGCAACGAGAAGCGCGCGCAGUCCCCGUCGAAGAAGGAAUCCUACCGAGUGACGACCAAGGACGACACAGUCUCGCCGUUCACUAAAUACUACAAUCUCCACAUGCAAUGCGGAACGUCCGACUCGAAGAACUCGGAGAUAAGAUUGAUGCCUAUGCCGGACCUGGAGGAGAUGUCCGAGCACAUGGAGAAAGAGAGGAGCAGCCCGCCCCCGAUAUUACGCAGACGCAGGAACAUACACAGUCUCGUGCACAGAACCGAGACUCCCGACAGUGGUACCCAGUCGGAUUACAUCGUCGUGAACCAACACUCGCAGCCUGGAAACAGCAGCCCUUCAACCCCCAUCAAGCAACUGCCGUUCAGUCCUUCGCAAUUCUUGAACAGUCUGAGCCCGGAAACGUCGUGGCCGCGCGCUAGCACUCCCAAAGGAAGCAGUCCUGGUCCGCUCACGACCCCGCAGCCCACCGGUCUUCGACGCAAUCAGAAUGACAGUAACACACCACGGACGCCGACGCCGUUCAAGAAAGCCAUGGCAGAGUUCGAGCUACGAAGCGGCACGAGCACGCACCUGCCCGCUACUCCGAGCCGCUUGGACGCCUUGACCGAGAUAAUCAAGCAGGAGACCGAUCGCGAAAGUUUGGCCGGAACCAGCGCGAUCCUUCAGGAUUCGGGCUACGGGACGAUACGAAGACGCGGCAAGGAGAACAGUGCGCCUGGUGGGAAACGGGCGCGCAAGGCGUUGUCCCAGGCUUGGGCUAAUUCUAGCCAGGAUAACUCCGACGUGAGUUAUGUGGUGGAGACACCGAGUAAAAGUCUGGACACAUCCGUACUGUUCUCGCCCGCAUCCAUGGCUCUGGAAGACAGUUUCCUGACGGCAGGAACUAGUCCCGUAAAGACAUCCCACGACUUUACGUCCGUACAACGGAAGCCUAAUGCUAAGAGGGCGAUCACUUUCGACGCGUUCGACAGUCCCUGUAUCCUCAGCCCUCUGCCUCUCAGGCCGGUAAAACGCGCCAAGCUACAACUGGAGGCGCAGUGGACAACGGUGGCGUGCGGUCGUACACGCGAUCAACUCGACAUGACUCGCGCCGCUCGACGUUUCCUGAGCAUCCAUGGAUUCCUUCCGUUGCGCCCGCGUUCGUUGAACUUUUGAAAAGUGACAGAGAGAGAGAGAGAGAUAGAGAGGAGGAGGAGGAGGAGGAGGAGAAGGAGGAGGAG